AUGGCUAGUCAGAAUUCCCACAAGGCACAUGCAGCCCCUCUGGCUCCAUUAACUUAUGGGGAGCCUGCAGCAGGGGACCCCCGUGAUUCCUCCCCAGAUCCAAAUGUUGAUUCAGGGGAAGCUUUGGAGAAGCAGGUUGACCAACCUGAGAGCCUAGAUCCAGGCCUCCAAUACGAUCUGCUCCCACAGGGCCUGAAGCCAGAAAUGGCCAACAAGGAAGAGAACAACACCUUCCUCGGGCUGUCCUUCCCCAGGAAGCUCUGGAGGAUCGUGGAGGAUGCGGCCUUCACCUCUGUGCGCUGGAAUGAUGAGGGAGACAUGGUGGUCAUCGAGGCAGAUCUCUUCCAGGCAGAGGUCCUCCAGCGCAGAGGUGCAGACCAGAUCUUCGAGACAGAAAGCAUCAAGAGCUUCAUCUGUGAACUGAACCUGUAUGGUUUCAGUAAAAUCUCCCCUUUGGGUUGCUCUGCAGGGAAGAAGAUGAUGAUCUAUCACAACUCCAACUUUCAGAGAGACAAGCCUCUCCUCCUGCAGAACAUCUCAAAGAGAAAGAAGCGAGUGGUGGCGACCAGACACUCUCCUCGACUCCACCACAACCAGUGCACCCAAGAGGCGGGCAAGAAAGUCCAGAAGGGAACCCCACCUGCUCGCAGAACCCUCAGCCGGCGAUCAUUUGUGCUCUCUCGCCUUUGGUCUAUGGGCAGUGUAGCCGGACGGGCCGGGGUAAAGCAUCUCCUCAGCGAGCAGGGCGGCCCCAGUGGAAAGGGUACGUCCAACAGUGCCAUGUCUGUACCCCCAGCUACUUCUGGGAGGGAGAGUACAGGGCAAAUGCCCGAGAGCCCCCCAGAGUACCCAGAUUAUGAUUCAGUGAUGGCUUUGUACAACACCUGUUACUCCAUCCUGACGGCAGCCCUUUCCAGCACAGCCCCAAAUGAGGCCCCUGGGUCGGAGGAGGAGCAGGGAGAGUACAUGUGUGUCCUCUGUGAGCAGGUCAAGGACAAGCCCAAUCCAUGA
This is a messenger RNA of Dama dama (fallow deer), 1011 nucleotides long. RefSeq names its product heat shock transcription factor, X-linked member 3-like. The record is from RefSeq and is a predicted model, not a curated record. Lineage: Eukaryota; Metazoa; Chordata; Mammalia; Artiodactyla; Cervidae. Bases 1 to 1011 code for a protein of 336 amino acids. The transcript is spliced from 2 exons. Gene Ontology annotation, molecular function: sequence-specific DNA binding; DNA-binding transcription factor activity. Gene Ontology annotation, biological process: regulation of DNA-templated transcription.